UCUUGCCUUUUAAGUAUUUUAAAUUGCCUUUGGAUGAUCCUCGAGGGAUAUAGGCGUGAAGCAAGGAUCUUCCUCGUCACCAAGACCCUCUGUUUGUGACGAAUCGAGUUGGCCAGGUCACUCAGCACAAAGUUGUAAACAGAAGUGCAAGCAAUGGCGGAAGUGUAAUGGCUGUCGAGUUUUGUUCCAUUCUGUGGAUAAUAUUCUUCAGUGGAAAUGCAAUUUCUGCCAAGGAGAUUUACACUAAUGUCUGGGCCGUGAAAGUCCGUGGUAGCCAGCAGGAAGCAGUGGAAUUAGCCGUCAAAUAUGGUUUAUCCUACGACGAACAUCUGUUUGAGAACUAUCAUGUCUUUAAAAAGCCUGAAUUAAAGAAAAGCGUAGAAAAGACGCCAUUAGCGUCUGGAAUUGACAGGAAACUGGAUGCAGAAUCGAAGGUUGAAUGGUUUAUGCAUCAAAAGGAGAAAAAGUAUAAACUGUUCUCUACAGGUUUUAAAGAUCCCAUGCUUAGUGAUCAGUGGUAUAUUAGGAGACCUUAUGGAUCUAAUGAGCCAACAUUCAAUAUUAUCUCUGCAUGGGAAGCAAAUUACACAGGGAAAGGAAUUCUAGUGGCAGUGGUUGAUGAUGGAGUAGAUGGUAGUCAUCCUGAACUAACUAAAAACUAUAACUCUACAGCAAGUUAUGAUUAUGUGGAUGGAAAGCCUGUUCCUUUUGGAAAACCAGUAUCUGGUCAUGGCAAUAUGUGUGCUGGUGUCAUAGCAGGAGUAGCCAAUAAUAACGUAUGUGGUGUGGGGUUGGCAUAUGAUGCUAAAAUUGCAGGGAUUCGUCUCUUUGAUGAUGACAUCAAAUCGACGGAUGUAACAGAGUCCAAAGCGUUAAUUCACGCGAUAAAGAGUGUGGAUAUUUACUCCAACAGCUGGGGGCCUGGUGACAUGGCUUGGCAAGUGGAAGGACCAGGUCAACUUACCACUGAAGCACUAAAGAUUGGCAUAAAAGAGGUGUGGUGUGGUGACCUCUUGACUAGAAUAGUUGGAAAAGGAGGAGAAAGCAAGAGUCAUGGCAAUAUGUGUGCUGGUGUCAUAGCAGGAGUAGCCAAUAAUAACGUAUGUGGUGUGGGGUUGGCAUAUGAUGCUAAAAUUGCAGGGAUUCGUCUCUUUGAUGAUGACAUCAAAUCGACGGAUGUAACAGAGUCCAAAGCGUUAAUUCACGCGAUAAAGAGUGUGGAUAUUUACUCCAACAGCUGGGGGCCUGGUGACAUGGCUUGGCAAGUGGAAGGACCAGGUCAACUUACCACUGAAGCACUAAAGAUUGGCAUAAAAGAGGGUCGUGGAGGCCUGGGCGCCAUCUACACGUUUGCUGCUGGUAAUGGCGGGAUAAUUGGUGACAGUUGUGCGUAUAGCGGCUACGUCAACAGCAUUUAUACUAUUGCCAUUAACGGUGUCAACUCAGAUGGCUCCAAUCCGAGCUACGCAGAAGAGUGCCCCGGGAUCAUGGCCACUGCGUACAGUAGGGACAUGCUUAAGGAUAUUGGAAAAGUCAUAACUGCUGAUAAUCGUUUAGGUUGUGUUACUGAUUUUGGGGCAACUUCAGCGGCUACAGCCAUGGCGUCAGGCCUGAUUGCACUUACCCUUCAAGCAAAUCCGUAUUUAUCUUGGCGUGAUGUUCAACACGUGAUAGUUAACAGCGCAAGACGAGCGCCUGGGAUCCCAGGAGCCACAGGAAUCCCACUAAAAAGAGGACACUGGGUGCAAAACAAAGCUGGUUUAUACGUCAGCAAGUUUUACGGCUUUGGGCUCAUGGAUGCUGAGAGAAUGGUGAGUCUGGCAAAAGAGUGGAAACCCGUGCCUCGUCCGCAGCUUAGAUGUGAGAUUAAAAGCACAGAUGAAAACAAACCCAUUCCAGAUCAGAAUAAAGUUUUUCCGAUAACGUUUGGGAAUUGCGCGAUAAAAUUCCUAGAACACGUCCAGGUUAAGGUCAAUCUUGAUUUCACACGUCGUGGAGACUUGUCACUUCAGUUGAAGGCACCAAGUGGUACAACUUCUCCUUUGACUCGAAAGCGCAACAUCGACAACCUCACAGGAUACAAAAACCUGACAAACUGGGUUAUCACAACCCUGUUUAACUGGGGGGAGAGCCCCAUAGGGAAGUGGGAACUAAGUGUUAGAGAUUUUGAUCCAAAAAACCCGAGUACAGGUACACUAUAUAGCUGGUCUUUGAUUUUGUAUGGAACAAUUACAGAUCCGCGAAAAAAUACCUCCGGUCUCAUUGCACCGUCAAAGCUUCCUUUAACUCCAGCCGCACCAACAGGUACUGUCACUACAUCCAAGAGGUCACUACCGACUACCACUGCCCAGCCAACAGAGACGCUUAUUGAAGCUAAGAAGGAGUCACCACUAAGCAUAUCUGCCUCCUGGAAGACACCCUUGUUGAUUGCUGCCUUGCUACUUGUCCCUAUUGUGAUCUUGGUGAUCACUUUUUGGUGCAGGCUCAGAGAAAGACAGAGAGGAAAUGAGGAGAGCGAAACACGGCUACAGGAAAACGCGCCAAGGGGAAGAGAACAGAGAGAAGAGGAAUCGAGAGAAGAUAAGGAGUAACGUAAAUACUCACGAAUUAAGUACGUCGGGUCGUUUAAAGAUUCAGCGGAGGCUGGGGCAAGCGAAGUUAUGGUUUGAAUAAAGGACAACAGCAAUAACGCUAAGGACUUUAAAAAAAAAAAUUAUAUUGCUUUAAUGAAAGGGCAGUAAAGAGUUAGUCCUAUUUAUAUGUUAAUAUAUUCAUAGCUUCGAGAAAUCCCUGUAAGUUCCUGUAGGUCAGUGGACCAUACGGAUGUGGGGUGAGAUGGAAUACUAGGAAGAGUGACGGGUGUUAAGAUUGCUUUCAAGCUCAUUCUGGGCAGUAAAACUGCCCGUGAUACUCAAGUCAAAGGCCUGUGUGUCUGUUGUUUUACUCGCUCUUUUUGACCAUGAGGCUGUUAGAGGAAAAAAACCAGAAGUUUACUUUGUUUGUUGUUGCAGUGUCAUAGUUUAAACAGCGGACAUAAUUAAGCUUGAAAAAUUUUGACGUUUAUUACUUACAUGAUUAAAUUAACGAUAUGUAGACCUGUAGUCUAUAAAGUCGUUUCACUCUAAAGUUACUUAGGCUAUGCACUGUUAACUUAUAUUUCAUUUAGAUGCUUUUUUUAUCGGCGGUUUUAGCGAUAGCUGCAAUGUGCCAGAUUUCUUCAAAAGAAAUGGCACAAUAAUUAGUAAAAAUGGCUUUGAAAGGCCAAGAAAAGACAAGUUUUGUAUUCAUCGUUUCAACUCUGAACGUGUGAUUCAGAUUGGUUCAAUUGCAAUUUGAACACUGUACGAUUUAUUCUACUUGCAGUAUUAAAUAAUUUGAAAAUAAUUUGAAAGUACUUACGAGUAUCAAGUUUGAUAUUUGAUAGUGUAGUUUCUAAAGAGAAUUCUAUACACAAUUUCAGAGUUGCCUUUUAUGCAAUUUAGAUUUUAUAAGCAAGCUAUCUGAGUUUUAAUAUAAUUUGUUGUCUGCUUUCUAUUUAAAUAUCUGACAAAAUUUUUGCUGUCCAUAAAAAGUAAAUCCUGUUGUAGUGUUUGUUUUUUUCAGCAAAGAAAUGAAUGAAAUUCAUGUUCA
Molecule: messenger RNA, 3630 nt
Organism: Orbicella faveolata
Lineage: Eukaryota; Metazoa; Cnidaria; Anthozoa; Scleractinia; Merulinidae
Product: proprotein convertase subtilisin/kexin type 6-like
Biological process (GO): peptide hormone processing
Cellular component (GO): trans-Golgi network; Golgi membrane
Molecular function (GO): serine-type endopeptidase activity
Source: RefSeq, a predicted model, not a curated record